Malus domestica (apple) is the source of this 2028-nucleotide messenger RNA. Its product is annotated as amino acid permease 3-like. Gene Ontology annotation, molecular function: amino acid transmembrane transporter activity. Gene Ontology annotation, cellular component: membrane. The record is from RefSeq and is a predicted model, not a curated record. Gene Ontology annotation, biological process: amino acid transmembrane transport. Lineage: Eukaryota; Viridiplantae; Streptophyta; Magnoliopsida; Rosales; Rosaceae.
AAAUCAUAGGUUGGGAGAAGAUCUUCAAAAAUCUUCGAAGAGUCGAGCUCCAAGUUAGCAUGAAAAUUAGCGGCUUGUGUUGCACAGAGGCAAAUAUUGCAUUGGUGGGUUGAUCGUCUGAGUCUUCUUUUAGUCUUCUAAACCACGUGGGCUUUUACAAUCUUGCCACCGAGGUGCUAUAAAUACCCCCACCUCCCACUCCAACUUUGUAUACCGACACCAAUUCGUUGACAAGUUCUCAUAAAAUAAGUCAAUCUCUCUCACUCAUUUGGAGCAAAAUUUCACCUGGGUUUAUCUAGCAAUUCUUUGGAUGGGAGACGACGCUGCCACAAAAAACCAGCAGCUCCACCACCACCAAGUUUUUGAUAUCUCAGUUGAUGUUCCUCCACAAGGAGGCUCCAAGUGCUUUGAUGAAGAUGGCCGUCUCAAACGAAUGGGAACUGUUUGGACUUCAAGUGCUCACAUAAUUACUGCUGUGAUUGGUUCUGGAGUUCUGUCCUUGGCUUGGGCCACAGCUCAGCUUGGAUGGGUUGCUGGCCCUUCUGUGAUGCUCUUGUUCUCUUUCGUUACCUACUACACUUCGACUCUCCUGUCUGCAUGCUAUCGUUCCGGAGAUUCGGUCACUGGGAAGAGAAACUAUACUUACAUGGAUGCUGUUAGAUCCAAUCUUGGUGGAGCUAAGGUUAAAAUUUGUGGAUAUGUUCAGUACUUGAACCUUUUUGGGGUUUCCAUUGGUUACACAAUUGCUUCAUCCAUAAGUAUGAUGGCAAUAAAGAGGUCUAAUUGCUUCCACAAGAGUGGUGGGAAAAAUCCAUGCCGUAUUAACAGCAACCCUUAUAUGAUCGCUUUCGGUGUCACAGAGAUCAUAUUUUCUCAGAUUCCGGACUUUGAUCAGCUGUGGUGGCUCUCCAUUGUUGCUGCAGUCAUGUCUUUCACUUACUCAACCAUUGGACUAGGCCUUGGAAUUGCUCAAGUUGCAGAAAAUGGAAAAAUCAUGGGAAGCAUGACCGGAAUAAGCAUUGGGACUGUGACUGCAACCGAAAAGAUGUGGAAGAGCUUCCAAGCACUCGGUGACAUAGCUUUCGCCUACUCAUACUCUCUCAUCCUAAUCGAAAUUCAGGACACAAUUAGAUCCCCGCCAUCUGAAUCCAAGACAAUGAAAAAGGCCACUCAAAUCAGUGUGGCUGUCACAACCCUUUUCUACAUGCUUUGUGGAUGCAUGGGAUAUGCUGCUUUCGGAGACUUGUCCCCCGGAAACCUCCUCACCGGUUUCGGUUUCUACAACCCCUAUUGGCUCCUUGACAUCGCCAACGCUGCCAUUGUCAUCCACCUUGUUGGUGCAUACCAAGUCUACGCACAACCCCUUUUCGCCUUUGUUGAGAAAACUGCAGCGCAAAAGUUCCCAGACAGCGAAUUCAUAACGAAAGACAUCAAACACCGGAUCCCAGGAAUUGGACCCUACAACCUUAACCUAUUCAGAAUGAUCUGGAGGACAGCAUUUGUGAUCAUAACCACUGUGAUAUCCAUGAUCCUCCCGUUCUUCAACGACGUGGUUGGACUUCUUGGGGCUUUUGGGUUUUGGCCACUCACGGUUUACUUCCCGGUGGAGAUGUACAUUGUGCAAAAGAGGAUUCCAAAGUGGAGCACACGAUGGCUUUGCCUCCAAACCCUAAGUGGUGCUUGCCUUAUAAUAACCAUUGCAGCUGCCGCCGGAUCAAUUGCUGGUGUGGUUAGUGAUCUCAAAGUCUACAAGCCAUUCACUGCCAGCUAUUGAGAUCUAGCAGAAUUUGAAUUAACAAGUUCCAUUUACUUUAGCAUUUCUCCUAAUCAAGGAAGGAAAGAGAAUUGUUCAUGGUGGUCAGUUCUUGUUCAUGUUCAUAUAACAAAAUCUUCAUUGGUGGUGGUGUUGUUGAUGUUAGUUUUUGGUGUCUUUGUGUUGGUUUCUACUGUCUUCAAGGGAAGGAAAGGCGGUGCCAUGUAUGUAUUUAUCUGAAAUCAAAUCAUGAGUACUUCCAAUUCCCUAAUUAA